UGGCCUUGGGAUCAUGUCCAUUCACAUCGUGGCGCUGGGGAACGAGGGGGACUCCUUUCACCAGGACAAUCGGCCGUCGGGGCUCAUCCGCACUUACCUGGGGAGAAGCCCGCUGGUCUCAGGGGACGAAAGCAGCUUGUUGCUGAACGCGACCAGCACGGUCGCGCGUCCCGUGUUCACCGAGUAUCAGGCCAGCGCGUUUGGGAAUGUCAAGCUGGUGGUCCACGACUGUCCCGUCUGGGACAUUUUUGACAGUGAUUGGUACACGUCUCGAAAUCUAAUUGGGGGCGCCGACAUCAUUGUGAUCAAAUACAGUGUAAAUGACAAGUUUUCAUUCCACGAAGUGAAGGAUAAUUAUAUUCCAGUGAUAAAAAGAGCAUUAAAUUCAGUUCCAGUAAUCAUUGCUGCUGUCGGUACCAGACAAAAUGAAGAAUUACCUUGCACAUGCCCACUAUGUACCUCGGACAGAGGGAGCUGUGUCAGUACGACAGAAGGGAUCCAACUUGCUAAAGAGCUAGGAGCCACCUAUCUGGAACUGCACAGCCUUGACGACUUCUACAUAGGAAAAUAUUUUGGAGGCGUGUUGGAGUAUUUUAUGAUUCAAGCCUUAAAUCAGAAGACAAGUGAGAAAAUGAAGAAAAGAAAAAUGAGCAACUCAUUUCAUGGAAUUAGACCACCUCAGCUUGAACAACCAGAAAAAAUGCCCAUCUUAAAGGCUGAAGCAUCACAUUAUAACUCUGACUUAAAUAACUUGCUGUUUUGCUGCCAGUGUGUGGAUGUGGUAUUUUACAACCCAGACUUAAAGGAGGUUGUGGAGGCCCACAAGAUCGUGCUCUGUGCCGUAAGCCAUGUUUUCAUGCUGCUUUUCAAUGUGAAGAGCCCUGCUGAUAUUCAGGAUUCCAGUAUCAUCCGAACUACCCAGGAUCUCUUUGCUAUCAACAGAGACGCUGCACUUCCAGGUGCUAGCCAGGGUUCUCCAGGCAACCCACCAUUACGAGUCAUCGUUAAAGACGCCCUCUUCUGUUUGUGUUUAUCGGACAUUCUGCGCUUCAUUUAUUCAGGUGCUUUCCAGUGGGAAGAAUUGGAAGAAGAUAUCAGGAAGAAGUUGAAAGAUUCUGGGGAUGUUUCAAAUGUAAUUGAGAAAGUUAAAUGCAUUUUAAAAACACCAGGAAAGAUUAAUUGCCUAAGGAAUUGCAAAACCUAUCAAGCCAGAAAACCUCUGUGGUUUUAUAACACUUCUCUCAAGUUUUUCCUUAAUAAACCAAUGCUUGCUGAUGUUGUCUUUGAAAUACAAGGUACAACAGUGCCAGCCCACAGGGCCAUCCUGGUGGCCCGUUGUGAAGUGAUGGCAGCUAUGUUUAAUGGGAAUUACAUGGAAGCAAAGAGUGUUCUGAUUCCAGUUUAUGGUGUUUCCAAAGAGACUUUCUUGUCCUUUUUAGAAUACUUGUAUACAGACUCCUGUUGCCCAGCUGGCAUUUUCCAGGCCAUGUGUCUCCUGAUCUGUGCUGAGAUGUACCAAGUGUCCAGACUGCAGCACAUCUGUGAGCUGUUCAUCAUCACACAGCUGCAGAGCAUGCCGAGCAGGGAACUGGCAUCCAUGAACCUCGAUAUCGUCGAUCUGCUCAAAAAAGCCAAGUUUCACCACUCUGAUUGCCUUUCAACCUGGCUGCUUCAUUUCAUUGCCACUAACUACCUCAUCUUCAGUCAAAAGCCUGAAUUUCAGGAUCUUUCAGAAUUUGUCUACAAGGAGCUGGCAGAAAACAUCACAGGAGCGUCUACACAGUGACCAGGAGGCUGCCAAAAGCCUUUCCCCUGCUUGGCAGCCAGAACUGGAGUCGAGGCCCAACCCCCAGCUGAUGAACUGGAGAAACUGAAUGGCUCAAGAGAAAAACAUCCAGGAACUAACAGUUGUGGGAUCUGUACCUGAUCAUUCAUUCAUUCAUUCAUUCAUUCAUUUAAACACCUAACAGAUAUUUAUCAAAUGCUUACUUAUGUGCAGGUAGUCUUCUCAAUGCUGUAGAUAACUAUAGUAAAUAAACAUAGGCGUUCCUGGCCUCAAGGGGCUUACAUUUUAGUGGUGAAGACAGACAGUUAACAAAAUAAAUAAGUAGAGCAUACAAUACAUUAGGUGAUAAAUGCUAUAGAGAGAAAUAAGGGAAAGGUAGUAAAAUUUUUAAACAGUGACGUGGAACUUUGCUUAGAAGGUGAUAUUUAAACAAACACUAUGGUGAAACCCACCAGUUGACAAGCCCAAUCUAUGCACACAAAUCUUCCAGCCAGUUUUUGCUGUGUCAUUCUUAAAUAUUGACAGCCAGAUCUCAACUAUUUAAUACAUAACAUUGGAAAGCCUUCAAAUGUAAAGCAGGAAUAGAAAAUAGGGACUCAGAGGGAAGAGAGGAAAUAUAGGAAUCAGAAGACAGCUUUUUAAAAAGUCCAACUAUAAUUAAAAUCCUUUGAGAGAUAAAAGAAGUUAUUGUAUCUAUGAAACAAGAACAAGAAAAAAAAGGAAAGAACCAAAAACAGCUCUUGGAAAUGAAAAAAUCGUAGUUGGAAACACAAUCACAAUAACCUCAGAGAGAUAAGGUACUGCAUUUAUGAAACAAUUCUAUAAAAAGAGAUGUUCAGGUAAUACUGAAGGGCUAUUGGAAAUUAAAAACACGAAAUCAAAAAUUAAAAACUCAAUAGAAAAAUAAGAUAAAGAUAAGUAAAGUCCCUAGAGGAAAAAAUAUAACAAAAAUUAAAGGACAAGUCCAGGAAAGCCAAUGCCUGAUUGCUAAGAGUUCCAGAAAGAGAACAAGAAAAUGGAGGGGAGGAAAGUAUCCAUAAAAUAAUCCGAUAAAUUUUCCAGUGGGCCCUCCAAACCUCCAAGUAGCCCCCAUAAUAUGUGAAAUUACACCAUCGCCAUGGCACGUCACUGUGGUAUUUCAGAGCACAGGGCUCAAAGAGAAGAUUCUGUAAGCUUCCAGAAUAUAAAACAAACAAGAUAACCAAACAGGUCUUCUACAAAGGAUCAGGAAUCAGAAUGGCUUCAGGUUUCUUAACACCAACACUGAAAGCAAAAGACAAUGAGCAGUGUCUUCAAACUUCUGGAGGAAAAUGAUUUCUAAAUAAGAGCUAUAUCCAGAUGAACUGUCAUCAAAUAUGAGGGUAGAAUCACAGUAUUUUCAGAUAAGCAGGAUUCCCAAAAGUUUAUUUCUCAUUCUCUCUUAAUACCUACGGAGGCUACAUGGUCCUCUGCAAUGAAAAAGAAAGACACAAUCUGUGAGUUUUCCCCCAAUUUCUUUUGGAGUAGAUCUUCCUGAGUAUUAGUGGGGCAAGAGGCUUCCCAAGAGGGACACCAUUGUCUAGCCUGCCCUGCCGCUAAGUGCAGCCAUGAGCUAAGUUCUGGCCAAUGGGAUGUGAGCAGAAGUCGUGCAUACAAUCCCUGUGUUGAUGUGACUUCAUGAAGCAAAGCCACCUGCCUGCCUCUAGACUGUUAUGAGAAAAAUAAGUUUGUAUUACAA
Molecule: messenger RNA, 3503 nt
Organism: Pteropus alecto (black flying fox)
Lineage: Eukaryota; Metazoa; Chordata; Mammalia; Chiroptera; Pteropodidae
Gene: RHOBTB3
Product: Rho related BTB domain containing 3
Exons: 12
Coding region: 14-1786 (590 amino acids)
Biological process (GO): regulation of proteolysis; proteasome-mediated ubiquitin-dependent protein catabolic process
Cellular component (GO): cytoplasm
Molecular function (GO): GTP binding; ubiquitin protein ligase binding; GTPase activity
Source: RefSeq, a predicted model, not a curated record